ACUCUGCCCCUGAAUUUAGACUUCCGUUUUUUGGCUUUUUACACUCUGGGGACUUUUUGAAAUUAAAUAAACUUGAUUUCUUUGUUUUUUUGAUGCCAAACGACGCGGCGUCGUAUUCUACACCCCAAAAACUACACCCGGACGGGAAAAACGCCCGGAAAAUGUGAGAAAAUCGUGAAAAACACAAACAACGUCAGAAUACGAAUGACAUGUCAUAUGAAAUUCCAAAGCCACGUUUUUGGAUUCUUUUUUGGGUUUUGUGAUUUUUUUUCGCAUUUUCAAAAAAAAAUGUUUUUUCUGUAAAUUUUGUCGAAUUAAACAAUUGUGGCGCCAUGCAGAACGAUAACACGCACCUUCCAGCCCUGGGGCACUUCAAUAUGGAGCUCUUCUACUUCUCCAGCAUCCUGGAAAUCUUCCAGGAGAACGCCUUCCAGAUUGACCAGACUACCGUAAACUACCUCAUGAAGAUCGUGAAAAUCGUGAAUGAUCUCGUGAAGAAGAAGGAAAUUGUCAGGGUGUACCAGCCUCAAGCAUUUGAUCCGGAGGAUUUCGAGAGAUUCACCCUCCAGCGGACACUCCGUUGUCAUUCCUGCAAUCGAAAUGUGCCUUUUCUCUGGUCAAACUUCCAGGAGCACAUGAGGGUGUGCCCUGCCGCUGGAAAUCAAGAAAUUCAACCAAUACCCGGCACAAGCAAGGGCACCACAACUACAAAGAACAAUCCCCCCCAGAAAGGGAAGGAAGCACCUCGCGAGCUGCCCAAAGAUUUGAAAGAAGAGGAGGAAGAAGAUGGCACUUCAUCUGAUGAUUCGUCGUCAGGAGAGUCUUCAGAAGAGGAGGGGAAUAAGAAGAAACAGAGGAAAUUCGAUUUGAAGGCCAAGAAGAGGGAAUUGAAGGAACUGAAGGAGCUAAUAAAGCGGAAGAAGAGAGAAAGGAAAACUGAGAAACAGCUCAAGCAGGAUUUCACAUUGAAGAAGAAUACAACUAUGGUCCUGAUGAUGUGGGAUGAGACCAUCAAUCAAAAUGUCGCGAUCGGCGAGAAGAUUAUGAAUUUGCCAAUUUACAAAAAUAUCACGGAUGAUUUGGAAAAGAAUCUCCGACCGGAAUUCCCGGAUGUGAAGGUGUACAUUUUUGGUAGUCGAAAGACUGGCCUUGGAACCUACACAGGGGACCUGGAUCUCUUUAUUGACGUCAAGAAUUACUACAAUUUCCCACUGAAGGACAAGGAGGAGAGCGUGAGGAUCAUUGAUAAAGUACGUGCGGUGCUGUCGAAGCCAAAUGUGCCGUGGGGGAAGUUUGUCUCAAUCACCCAUGCCAGGACACCGAUACUAAAGUGCUUCAACAGGGAGUACAAGAUCUCCUGCGAUCUCUCUUUCUGCAAUGGGCUCUCGCACAUCAAUACCGCUCUCAUUCGGUACCUGUUGACUCUCCAGCCGGAUUGCCAUCGAGUUGCGUGCUUCAUCAAGGCCUGGUACAAAUCCAUUUUCUUUUCGAGACAGGAAGCCAACAAGGUGAGCAGCUACAUGAUCACCCUUCUUGUUAUCUUCUACAUGCAAACCAUCAAGCUAUUGCCACCGAUUUAUCAACUUCACAACACAACGGGGAAGCCCCUGAUGAUUGGAGAUUGGCAGGGAGACUUUGCAAAGCCCUCUCUAGCAGAACUCAAUAUUGGAGUAUCCAACAAUCCCAAGAAGAUACUUGUUGGAUUCUUUCAGUACUACAGCUCCUUUGACUACAAGACCUACGUCAUUUGCCCCCUUCUCGGUUAUCCCAUCGAGAGGCAGCUCUUUGACACUCCGGAACUACUCCCGGACGAAAUGAUUCGCUACAAGGAAUUCGUGCAGAAGCUCACACCGUGCCCAGAGAAUUCAAAGGAACUUCUGGCAACAGAUACAACCAUAUGCGUCCAAGAUCCUCUGGAACUCUGCCAUAAUGUCGCAAAGGGAGUUCAUUUGCCACUCUUUGUUAAAUUCACAAAACUCUGCAAGAAAUCCGGGGAUUAUCUUAUGAAUUUUUAAUUGAAAUUGAUUUUUUUGACUGAUUGAAUUUCCUGAAUUUAUAAUAAAUCAUUGAAAUGAGAAAUAGAGCAAUUAAAUAAUCAAA
Messenger RNA from Lutzomyia longipalpis, 2100 nucleotides. RefSeq names its product terminal uridylyltransferase Tailor-like. Gene Ontology annotation, biological process: mitochondrial mRNA polyadenylation; mRNA 3'-end processing. Gene Ontology annotation, molecular function: poly(A) RNA polymerase activity. The record is from RefSeq and is a predicted model, not a curated record. Bases 333 to 2015 code for a protein of 560 amino acids. The transcript is spliced from 2 exons. NCBI's taxonomy places the organism in Eukaryota, Metazoa, Arthropoda, Insecta, Diptera, Psychodidae.